Aspergillus steynii IBT 23096 is the source of this 1662-nucleotide messenger RNA. RefSeq names its product putative pyridine nucleotide-disulfide oxidoreductase. The transcript has a single exon. Gene Ontology annotation, molecular function: NADH dehydrogenase activity. The record is from RefSeq and is a predicted model, not a curated record. The coding region runs from base 1 to 1662 and encodes 553 amino acids. Lineage: Eukaryota; Fungi; Ascomycota; Eurotiomycetes; Eurotiales; Aspergillaceae.
AUGAAGGUCCUUCUUGCUGUGCCUCGCAGCACACUGUUUUUACGGUCUACUCGUCCCCGUCCCGCUUGUCUCCGGAAAACCCGCGCCGCCAGGUCCUUUGCAACGCAAGUCCAUCAUUCCACCGCCAUCCCGGAAUCCGAUGCCAAUAAAGAACGAGUCGUGAUCCUCGGAUCUGGCUGGGGCGGAUAUACGCUCUCGCGAAAACUCGCCCCGCAGUCGUUCGCGCCGGUCGUCGUCUCCCCGCGCUCCUACUUUGUCUUCACGCCGCUGCUGACCGACGCCGCCGGCGGAUCGUUGGAUUUCUCGAAUAUCGUGGAGCCCGUACGCGACCCGCAUGCCCGCGUUGAUUUCAUCCAGGCGGCCGCGCGCAGCGUCGACUUUCAGAAGAAGACGGUGCUCUGCGAAGCGACGGUCGUGAAGAGCGGCGUGACGGAAUCGCCGCGCACGCACGAGAAUGAGCGCGAGACCGAGGAGGGUCCGGAGACAACCAAGUACAAGCCCAUGCAGGGUGCGCGGGACUGGGAGAAGGGCGAGAUGUUCGAGGUGCCCUAUGAUAAGCUGGUGGUUGCCGUCGGCGCCGUCAGCAAGACCUUCGACACGCCCGGCGUGCGGCAUAAUGCCAUGUUCUUUAAGGAUAUCGGCGAUGCCCGGCGCGUCAAGCGUCGCGUGCGUGAGUGUUUCGAGCUAGCCGUCCUGCCGACCACGAGCCCCGAGAUGAGGCAGUGGUUGCUGCAUUUCGCCAUCGUGGGCGCGGGCCCCACCGGCACCGAACUGGCGGCGUCCCUGCGCGACUUCAUCUAUAAAGAUUUAGUGAGGCUGUAUCCGGGUCUUCAGGGCAUCCCACGCAUCACAUUGUAUGACGUGGCGCCGAAGGUGCUGUCGAUGUUCGACGAGUCGCUGUCGCGGUACGCCAUGGAGACGAUGAAGAAGGAGGGCAUCGACAUCAAGACGUCGCAUCAUGUGCAGAGCCUGCGAUGGGGCGUCCCUGGAGCUGAACCGCCGUACCCGAUGGAUCCGAAGCGAUGUCUAACGCUGACAACGGAGGAGGAGGGCCAAGUCGGCGUCGGCAUGUGCGUGUGGGUCACGGGGAAUGCCAUGAACAAGUUCGUGCGCAAGUCGAUGCAAGACGUCGAGAAGUUUCCACAUGACUCGGCCAUAGUAAAGGAAUCACCAUCAUCUCCUGAUCCCGAAGGGUGGCACGUCAAGAAAGCCCCCAAGGUGGGCGCCCUGCUGGUAGACGGCCACCUACGCGUGCAGCUCGAGCGCGAAGACGGCACGACGGCCGUCCUACAGGAUGUUUUUGCACUCGGGGACAACGCGAUGCCUGAGACGGGCGCGCCGCCGGCCACAGCGCAGGCGACGUCGCAGGAAGCAAAAUGGUUGGCGACGCGUCUUAACAAGGGCGAUCUCCAGCAGAGCGCGCCGUUCUCUUUCCACAACAUGGGCACGAUGGCGUAUAUCGGCGACGCAAAGGCGUUGAUGCAGCUACCUCAGGAAAACAAUGGCAAAAAAUACCUGCCAGGCCACUUGACAGGGCGCAUGGCGUGGAUGGUGUGGAAUUCGGCAUAUUUGACGAUGAGCAUCAGCUGGCGCAACAAGCUGCGGGUGGCAUUCCGGUGGUUGUUGAAUAAUAUAUUUGGACGCGAUGUGUCACGGUAUUAG